Haliotis rufescens (red abalone) is the source of this 5789-nucleotide messenger RNA. RefSeq names its product engulfment and cell motility protein 1-like. The record is from RefSeq and is a predicted model, not a curated record. Gene Ontology annotation, cellular component: plasma membrane. Gene Ontology annotation, biological process: cell motility; actin filament organization. The transcript has 19 exons. Lineage: Eukaryota; Metazoa; Mollusca; Gastropoda; Lepetellida; Haliotidae. Bases 50 to 2341 code for a protein of 763 amino acids.
UGACGAAUUGUCACAAGGAGAGCGGAAUUAGCAAGCGAACCCAGCGACAAUGUCGGACCAACCAGGAACUAAAACUCUGCCCCCUGCCCGAACCUCCAAAAGUCACUUGGAGAAUAUAAAAAAGGUGGCUGUUACAAUGCAGGGGCAACAGGCAUUGUUCCUUGAACUUGACCAGAAACGUCCUUUAGCUGGUAUAAUUCAGGAUAUAUGUACACAGUGGAAGCUUUCUGACCAAGAAAAUUUUGCGCUGCAAUUCUCCGAGCAGAAUCGUCACAGCUACAUCACAGAUCAAAAUCGGAAUGAAAUUUCAAACGGAAAUGUUCUCACUCUGACAUCCUCUCCAGGAAAAAAGGCUCAAAACAUUUAUAGUCAACUGAAUGACAAUGCUUCCCAGCAGGAUAAAAUAUCAGCGCUUCGUGAUCUCUCAAUCUUCUCCUCUGACAUUUCAUUUGCGAUUGAGUUCAUCAACAGGAAUGGUCUACCCUUGGUCAUAAAAUUUGUCACAUCAGGGAAUUUCAAUGGAGACCCUCUCGCCUACACGCUCAAGUCCUUUGUGUCGCUCAUGGAUCAUGCUAUUGUAUCUUGGGAUGUUUUGGAAUCGGAUUUCAUUCGAAAGGUAGCGGAAUGUGUCAACUGUUCCAGCACAGCUACCCUAGACAAGCAAUGUCUGCAGUCAGCGCUCGAGAUCCUGGAAUCUGUCGUUCUUCACAGCACGGGUAAGCAGGCUGUGGUGGAGCAGGUGGUGACCCCUGUCAACAUCAUUCCUCACUUACAGAGUCGUUAUACAACACAAGACAGUGGUCUUCCACGAACACAAGAAAAUGCUCUUGGACGCCGGGGAUCAACGGCAGUGACCACUCAGACGUUUUCCAGCCAAGCUUACCCAGAGGUUCAAAAGAACGCCAUAGCUUUAAUCAAUGCACUUUUCAUGAAAGCUGAUCCCGACAAACGGAGGAAAAUAGCAGACCAAUUACAUUCCAAGAGCAUGAGAAAUAUGAUCCUGAGCCAUGUGAUACGAGGAAUGCAGCAGGUGGGGACUGAGAUGGCGCAUCAACUGUAUGUCCUGCAGGUUCUUCUGCUCAAUCUGCACGAAGAUCGCAAGAAGACACCUGCAAAUUCACAUGACCAGACUGUGCUGCGGGAUAUUGAAGAACUGCGGAGAAUUGCAUUUGAUGUGGAUGGUGACCCAAACAUUAACACAGUCAGGAAAUCACCAAGCUCAGCCAAGGACUACAGGAAGCUGGGAUUCUUUAAUCAGAGCACGCCUGUGGAAGAUUUCACCAAGACACCCCCUGGGCUUCUCGCACUCGAUGUGAUGCUGUACUUUGCCCGGAACCAUGGAGAAAACUAUGUCAAGGUCGUGCUUGAGAACUCAAGUCGUGCAGAUGAGCAUGAUUGUCCAUUUGUAAGGGCCAGCAUCAUGCUUACAGAAAUACUAUGUGACAUUCUCAAAAUUGGCGAACAGCCGACAGAAGAAGGUCAGACAUUUUACCCCAUGUUUUUCUGUCAUGACAAGCCAUUUGAAGAGUUCUACUGUGUGUGUAUACAACUGCUGAAUAAAACAUGGCGGGAGAUGAAGGCCACAUCGGAUGAUUUCCAGAAGGUGCUGGGUGUUGUUAAAGAGCAGAUAACACGAGCCUUGGAGAUCCACCCAUCCAAUUUUGAUUCCCUUCGUACCCGUCUAAAUCAGCUGACUUACUCUGAGAUCAUCAAGAUCUGGGAACUAGAGAGGCAGAGUAAAGAGGAGUGGGAGUCCCAGGCAAAACCGAUCCUCGAGUUGAGAGAGAUUAUUAAGCCUGAGAUAAUGGACUUGAUCAAGCAGCAGCGGUACAACCACAUGGUGGAGGGGGCCAUUUUCACAAAAUAUGCCAAGGCCAACCAGAAGAAAGAUCGGUUCUGGUACUGGCGUUUAGCUCCAAAUCACAAAGCACUUCAUUAUGGAGAUUGCCAGGACAACGCAGUUUUGCCCAUAGAGCAACUGCCUAACAAGAUCUCCAUUGUGGAUAUCAAGAUGUUGCAGUCUGGCAAAGAAUUUGCCAAUCCCAAGGACAAGAGGGACAGAAAAGGGAUAAGCAGUUUUGCAUUUGCUAUUGUGCCAGACACCACUGACCCUCUACAGUUGGUAGCCAGUUGUGAGAAGGAGUUUGACAUGUGGACAGAUGGGAUACAUGCCUUGUUGGGGCAGGAGAUGACGAGCAGCCAGACAAACCAAGACCUGGAGACACUGCUGAGCAUGGAGAUUAAGAUCCGCCUCCUGGAGACCGAGGGCAUCACCAUACCAACCGAAGCCCCGCCCAUUCCUCCAGCACCUGCCAACCUGAACUUUGUUUACCACCUAUGACAUGCAAGAACACUCUAGGUCUGUUUUGUCAGUGCUUACGGUGGGCUGUGCCUCAAAUGCAAACUGGAAUUCAGAUAUCGGAGUAGGUACUGAGUUACUGACAUUUUGAGGAGUAAUUAUAGUAUCAGUGAAUAUGUCCACGAAUCAAGGCAUGCUGCAUCGCCUGGAGGGCUCUCAUCGUACAUUCUGUCUUGUGUCUGUGGAGAGGUCUCAUCGUACAUUCUGUCUUGUGCCUGGAGAAAUGUGUCUGUGGAGGUGUCUCAUCGUACAUUAGGUCUGUGUCUGUUGAACUGCGUAUGCGGAGGGACCUCAUCAUGCAGGUGUACUUGUGCUGGACCAUCCUUUUAGGUCUAGACCAUUCUUGUAGGCGGAAACUUGCAUCUUUGACAUUACAGGGGCGUGAGGUUGCCCAGCCACUUGUCCUACUCGGUUUGGUGUCAUAUGAUAUAUCAGCUGUGGAUUGAUAGCAUACUUGUGCUAGACCAUCCUGCAGCCUUCCACAAGUCACCAUCUUUAUCAAGUAUAUCUAUGUCGGUGUCUAGUCCAAGCUCUAGUCUGGCAAAAUAUCUGGAAAAUUAUUCUCAACUAGACUAGACUUGAAUGUGUAAGGCACCAAUGAUGUGGAAACCUUUAUCUUUGACAUUAGAGUUGUUUGAGGUCACUCCAGCAUGAAAUGAAGUGUUUCAGCAAAUUAUGCUUCUCAAAAAAUGUAAAGGAUCACUCAAUUCUUUCCAUAUGAUAAAAAUAGAUGAUUCUUAAUUUUUGUCGUAGUAUAGAAAUAUAAAAACAGCAAGAUAAUCAUUGAGCUGUAACAGCAUAGAAUAAAAACAAAGACUGGGAAAUCUUCUCCUAGCAACAGAAAGAAGAUGCCAGCAACAGCAAUGAUUUAACCGUGCGACAAAUAAUAUUGGUGGUUGUCCAGUAAUGUCAGGAAGAUUGUCACAGUAAAUAUUGCAGACAGGUAACAUCACUGAGAUUCAAACAUCAGCAAGAUUCUCUUGGAAGGCAUUGGAAGGUGUUACUAUGGUUACAGAAUGAUAACUGAGACUCCAACAGCAAGAAUAUCAGUAGCCACAAGAAAAUAAAUAUUAUGUACACUGCCAGCUAAUACAUGGGACGGAACAUGCUGUGUCGUACAUGUCUAUGGCCAUGUGUGAUCCUAUAACAUAACAAUAUGCAAGGUACUUGACUCUCAGGUCUUAGAAAGUGGUUGCUGUGGUUACAGGAAGCGUCACAAAAUCCCACCUCGGCAUGUUUGUAUGCACAACACAAAGAAUGACUUCUUAAUGCAACAGAGCUGUGCCUAGCACUGGCCACCAGUGCCUGUGUUUGUAGUGGUAACCCAAUAAGCAUGCUGCUAACAUGUCUCUUUGGCACUGUCCCAAUGCAGUCCAAUAUUAAUAAUGGGACUAGAGGACUUCAACUUCCUUUAGAUCGUGACUUCUGGGAAAGCUGUUUAAUCAUUACAAAUGACGUCUUGCCAUUAUUCUGCUUCUAGAGAAAUUUCAUCUCAGAUGAAGACUGCUUCUUUAAUAUUGAUAUUCAGCACAUGUGUUCUGACUCGUGACACCAGCUGUAACCCAAGGAAGUGUGUAACAUCAGGUCCAUCUUGAAUGUCCGGCAACAUGUCAUCACUACUAUGUUAGCACAUGUGUUCUGACUCGUGACACCAGCUGUAACCAAGGAAGUGUGUAACAUCAGGUCCAUCUUGAAUGUCCGGCAACAUGUCAUCACUACUAUGUUAGCACAUGUGUUCUGACUCGUAUAACAGCUGUAACCCAAGGAAGUGUGUAACAUCAGGACCAUCUUGAAUGUCCGGCAACAUGUCAUCACUACUAUGUUAGCAGAUGUGUUCUAACUCGUAUAACAGCUGUAACCCAAGGAAGUGAAGAAACGUUUGUUGAAAGUACCGCAUGUCAGAAACACCUACAACAUGGGCGUUUCAGGUUAAAUCAAGCAUGUGAUGAACAUUUACUUGGCACUCUAUCAACACAUCCCACGCCUUUGUUUCACAGAUGCCAUUACAAAACACAAAAAGCCUGUCUGUUGCGAGAAAUGGAAGUCAGGUAGCAUGACAGUCCGAACAGAAAUGUCACAAUGUGCCGAAAACAGACUGUGUUUUUCAGGAACAUUUUACUGGAGGCCAUAUAUAUGUGUGAACAAUGUCUGAGUUUUCUGGAGAGACAGAAUGUCAUCUUUUCCUAAUGGUGCUGAUGGUAGUCUAUGUUAGGAAGAUGUAGAGAGUGUAGUUAAGGACGACGCGUCACAAGUAUUGUGCAUUCAUCAUCUUCAUCAUCAUCAUCAUCAUCGUCGUCAUCAUCGUCAUCAUCAACUUUAUCCUCAUGUGUAGAUACUAGACACAUAGACAAGGAUCUACAAUAAACAUGACUGACAUCUUGCUGUAGUUCUGUCACGGAGAGAACAGACAGAUACAUUUGUCCUUGCCCAGUGUCUAGUUUUCAUAUUGAGAGGGGGGGGGCCUCUUGCAGAGUGAAUACAUUCCUGAAUGCCGACCUGUAUCUCUGAUAUAUAUGCUCAACAGAUACUUCAUAGAUGGUCUAGAAUAUAAGUAACCAUGGUAACAUUUCCCUCAAAUAUUAGCACAAGGUGCUACCCCGAAUUGUGUCAACACUAUUCUGUACAUACAGAAAGAUAACCGUGAAUGGAAGAUUGGUAAUAGAGUAAUAUUUACAGUAUUUACCCGUCAAGUCAAACUCCAUUGUUUUGAUAUACAUGCUAUAUUGUUUCAAACAAUGUGGUCCCUGCCAAAUUCUAAUCGGUUCUAUGGCCUGGGCCCUAUUCCUCAAAGCCAUCUUAGCUCUAAGGUGAUUGUAACUCCUAUACUUUAACCAAGGCCUAUGAUAGUCGCAACGCUAAGAUUGUUUUGUGGAACGGCACCCUGGUCUGGUGAAUUUUAAAUGAAAUUGGAUGAAAAUAUUUCAGUAUUUUCUGCUUUCAUAAGUAUGGUUUCAUUUCAUAUCCUGGUUGGUUCAUUAUUCUACGGCUAUUUCAUUAUCUGGAUUACUUAUAUAUUAUCAAAAAUAUUUGUGCUUAACAAUUUUUCAGAUAUAGUUGCAUUAAAACGUUACAUGAAUUUAUUGAGAUUGGAGAUGUUGAAAUGUGUUAUUAUUAAAAAGUAUCUACUUUCACAUUGGCAUGAUAGGUACUGUUCCUACUUCUGCUUAUGUUACUUUGUGGUGGGGUAGCCUAGAGGUUAAAGCGUAUGCUUUCCACGACAAAGACCUGGGUUCGAUUCCCCACAUGGUAACAAUGUGUGAAGCCCAUUUCUGGUGUCCCCACCAUGAUUUUGCUGGAAUAUUGCUAAAAGCGACAUAAAAAAAUAUUCACUCACUGACUUAUGUUACUGUGAAGUGAAACACUUGGUAUAUUCUACUAAAACUGUAACUAUCCAUGUCGACAUUUAUUGUCAGGUGCUAACAGAAAUUCC